This is a messenger RNA of Blepharisma stoltei, 831 nucleotides long. The record is from the annotation of a GenBank genome assembly. Lineage: Eukaryota; Ciliophora; Heterotrichea; Heterotrichida; Blepharismidae.
AUGUGCAGAGCUAGGAAUAAUGAAUUUCUGUUUCUAUGGGACUAUUUAUUGAUAUGAGCUGAAGUUGGGUUUUUAGGUAUUUUUGGGUAUUAUAUAUCAAUAAAUAAAAAUCCACCUGAAUCUGUAGCCCUUUUUCCAAGAAAGGUAUCACUGUUUUUCACAACCAUCGGAAUGAUCCCAAGCUUUAUGAUAAUACUGAAUAUUUUUAAGUAUUCUAUAAUUGGAUCGUCUUCAACAGAAGAAUAUAAUGGAAAUGCCAAAGGGAGCGAUUUAAAUUAUAGUUACUUUGGGAUUUUAUUCCCUUUAUUCUCUAUUUUGAUAUUGCUUCUUUUCAAUUUUUCUUUUGAAGUGUUCUCAUGUGAUAUGCAGCACACACACCACAAGAAAAACAUAAAGGCAAGAUGCUCUUCACAAUUGAGCUUGCAAAAUAGAGCUUUUUUCCUAUUUAUGUGUAUUCUUUAUGUCUCAUGUGGAAAAGAAAAUAUUUUGGUAUUACAAGUAUCAGGCUUAAUACUAUCACUGUAUCUGGUUAUUAAAAAUAUAUGAAGUUUACAGUAUUUCAAUAGCAUUGAAAAUAGUAUUGAAAUAUUCAAAAUUACUUCAAUUUCAUUGACCUUACUAAUUUUUAUUUUUGGCGAAGUCAUGGAUAAUUCAGAGAUUAUCAUGAUUUUUAGUAUAAUUUUACAGCCAAUUGCUGCCUAUUUAAUUGUAAAACUUGUGUUCCACAGAUAUAAAAAACUAAAAGAAAAUAGUGAAAUUCAAAAAACCAAUACGAAUUUGAAAGAAAAUUCAGGCAUAUUCUGACUGGGGAAAAUAAAGAAAAUGAUAUAG